Lutra lutra (Eurasian river otter) is the source of this 6367-nucleotide messenger RNA. RefSeq names its product kelch like family member 28 (gene KLHL28). The record is from RefSeq and is a predicted model, not a curated record. NCBI's taxonomy places the organism in Eukaryota, Metazoa, Chordata, Mammalia, Carnivora, Mustelidae. The transcript is spliced from 5 exons. Gene Ontology annotation, molecular function: protein binding. The coding region runs from base 179 to 1894 and encodes 571 amino acids.
GAAAAGAUUGGGGUUUGAAGACAAGUGAGGAUCCUGCCCCGAUUCUAGUGGUCCACGACUCCUCUUCUUGUCGUUGCUGGCGUGAUUCCUGGGACUCAGGUAUUUUCCUUUUGUUGUCCUCCUGCGGCGCAGGCUUUGGCAGAGUUUUGCCGGAGUGACGCUGGUGCUGCCAUAAGAGAUGGACCACACAUCCCCGACCUACAUGCUUGCUAACUUAACCCACUUGCAUUCUGAACAACUUCUGCAGGGCUUGAAUCUUCUUCGUCAACAUCACGAACUCUGUGACAUCAUUCUUCGUGUUGGUGAUGUUAAAAUCCAUGCUCACAAAGUGGUACUUGCCAGCAUCAGUCCAUAUUUCAAAGCUAUGUUCACUGGAAACCUUUCUGAAAAAGAGAACAGUGAGGUUGAGUUUCAGUGCAUUGAUGAAACUGCUCUCCAGGCCAUUGUGGAGUAUGCCUAUACAGGAACUGUUUUUAUUUCACAGGACACAGUUGAAUCUCUCCUUCCAGCAGCAAACCUACUCCAGAUAAAACUUGUCCUGAAGGAAUGUUGUGCAUUUCUUGAAAGCCAGCUUGAUCCUGGUAAUUGUAUCGGAAUUUCUCGUUUUGCAGAGACAUACGGUUGUCAUGACCUUUAUUUGGCAGCUACUAAAUACAUAUGCCAGAAUUUUGAAGCUGUUUGCCAGACUGAAGAGUUUUUUGAACUUACACAUGCUGAUUUGGAUGAAAUUGUUUCCAAUGACUGUUUGAAUGUAGCUACCGAAGAGACUGUUUUUUAUGCACUUGAGUCUUGGAUCAAGUACGAUGUACAAGAACGUCAGAAAUACUUAGCACAGCUACUUAAUAGUGUGAGAUUACCAUUGCUGAGUGUUAAGUUUCUCACUAGACUUUAUGAAGCAAAUCAUCUUAUUCGUGAUGAUCGUACUUGUAAACAUCUUUUGAAUGAAGCCCUAAAGUACCACUUUAUGCCUGAACAUAGACUCUCUCAUCAGACUGUCCUGAUGACACGACCUCGCUGUGCUCCCAAAGUACUUUGUGCCGUAGGAGGAAAAUCUGGACUAUUUGCCUGUUUGGAUAGUGUGGAGAUGUACUUUCCUCAGAAUGACUCUUGGAUUGGUUUGGCACCCCUAAACAUUCCUCGCUAUGAAUUUGGAAUAUGUGUUUUAGACCAAAAAGUGUAUGUUAUAGGUGGUAUUGAAACUAACGUGCGUCCUGGCAUCACUAUCAGAAAACAUGAAAAUUCAGUAGAAUGCUGGAAUCCUGAUACAAAUACCUGGACUUCUCUUGAGAGAAUGAAUGAAAGCCGAAGUACCCUUGGAGUAGUAGUACUUGCAGGAGAACUUUAUGCUUUAGGUGGUUAUGAUGGACAAUCUUAUUUACAAUCUGUAGAGAAAUAUAUUCCUAAAAUAAGAAAAUGGCAACCUGUGGCACCAAUGACUACAACAAGAAGCUGUUUUGCUGCAGCCGUGUUGGAUGGAAUGAUAUAUGCCAUUGGUGGGUAUGGUCCUGCCCACAUGAACAGUGUGGAGCGUUAUGACCCAAGUAAGGACUCCUGGGAGAUGGUUGCAUCUAUGGCAGAUAAAAGGAUUCACUUUGGUGUGGGUGUCAUGCUAGGCUUUAUUUUUGUGGUGGGUGGACAUAAUGGUGUCUCACAUUUGUCAAGCAUUGAAAGAUAUGACCCUCAUCAGAAUCAGUGGACUGUAUGUAGACCAAUGAAAGAACCCAGAACAGGGGUUGGUGCUGCAGUAGUUGAUAACUACCUUUAUGUAGUUGGUGGUCACUCAGGGUCUUCCUAUCUGAAUACCGUGCAGAAAUAUGACCCUAUCUCAGAUACGUGGCUGGAUUCAGCUGGCAUGAUAUACUGUCGCUGCAACUUCGGAUUAACUGCACUUUGACGAGUGUGGACUGGUGGGAAUCAUGUGGUGAUGAACCUUGUGCCGCAUGAAAGGAUGCCCCAUUUUCUGAAAUCCAAAAGCUACAUUAUUUCUUUUUACCUUGAAAUGGCAUGAAGACUCAAAGUUCUGUUGGGUACUUUGAAUUGACAAGUAGCUUUGGUUGCUCUUGAUUAUACAGUGAAUCAAUAAUCAAAAAAAAAAAAAAAGGAAAGAUCUUGCCAAUUUAAUUGUGCCCUUUUUCCCCUAAUACUGGCAUAGAGUAGUUUUAUGUUCAUUAGUGUACAUGUGGAGAAAAUCUUGCUGCUUUAAAAAAAAACUAGCUCUCCUUCUUUCUUAAUAUAUGCACCGUGAUUUACUACGAUGAGAGAUGCUUAGAUGUGGGAGUGUAUUGAAAGGCUAGACAGAAUGCUGAUACUGUCUGUUGGAUAUAAAUUCAUAUGCUUCACAUUUUAAACAAAUAAAGGGCUGCUUUUUUGAGGGGGGUACUUUUAAGGAUUGUAAAUUAUAUACCGUAGUGAGUCCCCUGGAUAUUCUUCCUAUGAAAUGGCUUUAGGGCUGGAGAUGUAAUAAGUUUGCAAAACAAAUGCUUUUACUGUCAUCAUUUUUUGGAGGCUUAUAUUAAGAAGCCAGAUAUUUCCUGUUUAUGCCUUUUUUAUAGGGCAGGUUAAUGCUGGAUGAAUUUAGUUACUUACCUGUGCUAUGCUAAGCAUGGAUAAAAAGUUAAGCAUAUCAGUUUCAGUUUUAUUUUUUUCAUAGUACAGUGGCUUCCCAGUGUUGAUGUAAAUAUUGACAAAUGUUUAGUACCACCCUUAGUAAUACUGAUUUUUUCUACAUAUCCUUAUAAUAAUUUUAGUUUUUUAAGACCCUUAGUUGCUUUUUCACAGUGUUCAGAUAUAAAAAUGGUGCUAACUGUAGGAUCUGUAACAAGGCUAUAAUAAUGUUCUUUUGGAUGUUCAGUAUGAAAUAUGCAUGACAUGUUUUAAUAGUAUUUUUUUUUUCAUUUUUACUGGCAUGGUUUGUGCUUAUUAAAAAUGUUAGUGAUUAUGCUAAUUUUAACAUUCAAAAAUCACCUAAAUGGCCCAUGUUAUAUUUUUCAUGGUUCUUGAGUAGUGAUUUUUAAAAAGAUGCAUUUUUUAAUCUUCUUCUAGUGCUAGAUAUAUGUCCUUUUUAAAGACAAAUAUAUGCAUUAAAUAUAAAGCACUAGGCAGUUAUGCAUUACUUUGUAUACUUCUUAGAUAAUUGGAUAUUUUAAAGUUACUGAGGAAAACUGGAACUCAAUGUUUACUUGAGUAAUCAUUCUAAAUUUGGUUCUAUUUUGACUAAAGAAACAAGCAAGACUGUUUGCUAUAGCCAGUGACAGCUUAUUUAAAAUAAGUGGUCAGCUCAUUUUGUUUUAGCAUGUUUUAGAAAAUAUCUGUUAGUCUUGAAUAUAUUACUUUGCAUUUUAUUAGGAUAUCGGUACUUAUAAUUUUUGGUACUGUAGUUGUUUAAUUUUCUUUUCUUUGAUUUUUUUUAAACCUGCUUAUUAUCUCUAUAGUCUCUGCAAAACCAGUGUAUAUUUGUUUCCUAAGAAAAAAUUCAUACUGCAUUCUUAAGUGCCAUAAUAUUCCAAGCUGUUGUUAAGAAGCCAUUUGUAAUUAUAAAACAUAGGUUUGUUCAUUUAGCAUCUAUGUUACUAUGUAUAGCCUGGCAAUUUGCAGUUUUUCUUGUUCUUCCAUAAACGGCCAGUGUAGAUUUAAAAUAUAGUACAAAACUAUGUAAAGUCAUCUUUAAUCAUGUAAGUAGUAUGCUUUAUGAAUAUUUGCACAGAUUAUAAAACCUUGCAAGUGAUUUUUAGUCUCUUCCUAAUAAGAACUCAACAGGAGCUACUAAUAACAUUGACAGGCUGAGUAUUUUCUAUGUUGCUUGUUUGAAUAACAUAAUGAUAUAUAGCAAUAACUUUUUAAUUGAUUUGAAUAAACCUAUUGAAUAGAAACAAGGUGCACUAUUGUGAUUGGGCUAGACUUUAUUUAAAGAAAAGCAAUUUAAUCACUUCUCGGCCUUUUGGCUAAGAUCAAGUGUAGUAUCUUAUUAGUUUAAAGGAAAGGAAUUUUAAAAAGAUUUCAUUACAUACUUAAUUUUAAGUCUUCAACUUGUUUUUUUUUUUUCGUUUAUGUCAAAUUGUUAAAUGCAUUAAUUCUAUUUUUAAUCUUCUCUCCCCCGAAGAUAAAGGAAUUGGAAAGACUGUAAAAAUCUAUUUUAAUUGUAAAUAGAUCUAUACUAUACAUUUUAACAAUGUUUUAUUCAUUUAUCAUUAUCCCCACUAUCAAAUUGUUAUAAAACAUAUAAUCACUUGGUAAAUUAGACCAAAGGCCUACAUUGAUCAUUGUUUUGGAAAAAUCUAAACUUUAUCCUGCUAAAGACUAAAUGUGAAACAUCUUGGGCAAUAGUAGGAACCAUAUACCAGCGAAUAAAUUACAAAAACCUGUAAAAAGAAAUGAAACCCCAAACUUUAGAAAUACUAACUUUGGGUUUACUAAACCUACGGUACUAUUCAUAACAGCCAGAGGUAUUGUAACCUGACAACUGAUAACUUUACAAUAGACCUUCUCAUACAGAUUUGUGAGAAGUUUCAUCAUGAAUAUUUUCUGACAAAUUGUGUAUUUAAAGUCACGUGUUUCUUACGUUAAAAAACAUCAAAAUAUUUGAUUAUAAAUUCCUACCAUUAAAGAUACUAGAAAUAAUUUAUAUACUCAGGCAAAGGGGAGAAAGCUAUUUAAGAUUGUCCAGAAAUAUUUUGGAAAAAAGGUGACAGUGGAAAUAGAAAUUAAUCUCAUCACUUGGAAGAUACUUGCCUUCCAUAAUUAUGAAGACUUAAUCUGUUAGGAAUGUUUGGCUAUUUAAUGUUUGUUAAAUAUAGUAAUAGAAGUUAGGUGAUUUUUAAUGUAGCCCAAAGGAUGUUUAUGUAAGUUCCAUAGGUUAUUGCUAACAUUGUUUCAAAUAUGAAUGAAUAUUAAACUAUAGGAAGUGGUAUUUAAUGACAGGAAAAUGGCAUUAGGUUUUGAAAAAUUAUUUUGAGAGCUUGACAAAUUAUGGAGGGUCUACUUUGUAUACAUGAUAUUGUGCCAGAUCCUGUCAGGGCUAGAAAUAUAAAUAAGACACAAAUCUUUUCAUUCAAAGAGUAAAGUAUGGUGAGGGAGCUCUGUACCCAAAUAACUAUUAUGGUAAAGUUUGAAUUUAAUUCCUUGUAGCCAAUAUCAUCAAAAGUGAUUAGAGACCUAAUUUAUGUGUAGGCAUUUGUGUCCUUUAGUGUCCAAUUAGGUUUUACUGACAUGAAAAAGAAUCAUAGUAAAAAUAUUUAUAGAACUCCAAACUUCCUGGAAUUGGUUAAUAUAUUUUCUACUAGAAAAAUAGAAUUAUAGAAACUUUAAAAAAUUACAUACUAUGUUAUCAAGCCUCUGGCUAACAUUGAAGGAAAUAUAUGUAUAUAUAAUGCUUUGUUUGUUUUCAGUUUUGGUGUUGGAUUUCUGGUAUUGUCACCUAAGUGCUCAUUUUUCAGGAAAAUCAGAUUCUACAAUAAAUACACUGCUUAAAAGUUCAAUAAACUUGUGAUAACCUCUAUAACCUCUGUAGUCUGAAAGCUAAGAAAUUAUAAGAUGUCACAUGUCAAGUUAACAUCCAGUUCUACUUCUUAACCUUUUUUUUUUCUUUGUAAAACAGCACUUUAAUUAGACAUGAUUUAAUUAAAUACAUUUAUUCUGUGGCUGGAUACAUAUUGGAUUUUCACUUACAGCAUAUUGAUUCAGUGUUGAUACAUAUUGGAAAAGAGUACAAGAUAUAGUAAGUUUUAAAUACUAUAGGUUUACAAGUUUUCUUAUUGGUGUGAAUAUAGAGUCAAUAAAAAUCCAGUUUACAUCUAUGUAGAGAGAAAAAUUGUUUUCCACAUGUCUUUUAUAUUAUGCAUAUUUAACUAAAGAUAAUUUAUUGUUAAUUUUGUCAAGUUAUCCUGUGUAAGUCCCGUUUAUUUUAAAAUACUAAGCAAAAAGUUCCAAGUUUGCCUUAAAAUACAAGUGAAAUUAAAGAACUGGAUGAUAAUGCCUCUAUUUUUGCCUUAUGAAUUGUGCUGUAUCAUAAACCAGAGAUGGUUUUGAUUUUAACAGGAUUCUGAAAUUUUGUAGAUGUAGAGUACUAAUAUUUGUACUCUCUUGCAAAGAAUGUGAUCUAGUGGAUUAUGUUAAUGUUUAAGUGUUUUGUAAAUGUAUUUUACCUCUGAAUAUGUAUCUUUUUAGCAUCAGGGUUUUAUUUUUGUUUACAUGGUAAAGUGGCAUUUAACUUGUUGAAGGUUGUAUUCUUUUGUCUUUUAUUUUAAACGUUCUUUGUGUGUACUAUUAUGGUGAUGCUCUGUAAUGACUAUGGUUAAAUUUCAUUUAAUGUGAAAUGUUUAAAAUAAAUUUGAGAAACAUGCCUUUGUAUGUUUCAAAUGUUAUGAACUGA